GUGCCGCAUUGUUUUCCUGCUGUUGUCGACGCGAGUAAAAUUUUUGUCCAACUGCCAAAAAAAACUUCAAAAAUUGAAUAACACAUAAUUUAAAUUCGUACUAGGAACAAAAUUGGACACAAUCCGAAAGCUAAGCGAGAAGUGAAAUAAAGAAAUAAAGUAUAUUGCUGAGUUAAAUGCUUUGAAAAGCUUGUUCGCAAAUAAACAACCCAAGUUACCCUACACAAAAUUCACCGAAAAAAUUAUGUAUUAUCAGAAAGGCAAAAAAAUAAGACUAUAGACAUGAUAAGUUGCUCAUGAGUGUUCGAAAAAUAGCUGAAUCAUUGGAAAAAUUAUCGCCCUGAGAACAGAAACUAAUCACCCGCUCCCUGCACUCCAACAUGCUGAAUAGCCGGAGCCCCCCUCAGUACAAGCAGCAUUCCCCGGGGGGCUCCGUCGGCUCCGUCGGUUCCGCCGGUUCCAUCAGCUCCGUCAAUUCCACCAGCUCCGCGGCCCAGUUGCUGGGUCACUACCAAUCCGCCUACGGACAACAGGGCCAACACUCGCACGCCUGCUACCAGCACCAAUUGCAGCAGCAACACCAGCAGCAGCAGAAACAUCAGCAAUACCAUCACCACCAGCAUCAUCACCACGGAGGACGCACCUCGCUCACCCCCACCAUGAAGCGGGGCAAGAAGCAGUGGGGCACCAGGGAAAGAUCCGGCAUGAGUUUCCUCAUCGUCAUCACGUUCUUCGCCGUCUUCGGAUUGAUCAUACUGACCGAGGUCUUCAUGAUCGACGAGCGGACCCACAGCGGCAUGCUGGCGAUGCGGGCGGGCGGAGGAGGAGGUGCCAGUCUGGGCGGACGGAUGGGCGACUCGAUGCCGGAUUAUGAUAAUGUUAAGGACGAUUACGAUCUAUUGGAUGCCAGCAUUUUGAGUGAUAAUAAAUUAGGAUUUAUACAGCUGCGUGACAAUAAACUGAAAAUUCAAGAAGCCGCAGGCGCCGAUGGCCAGCGCUUGGCAGGAAUACUCCUCAAUGGCGGCGGGGGCGGUGGAGCGGGAGCGUUCGGUGUGAAUGUACCGCUCAUACCCUGGGGCCAGGUGCUGCCCGGCAAGGUGGAGGAGACGCUGCCCCACUUCCCAUUUGGCACUCGGCCCACGGACGGCGCCUGGCAGGUUGUCAACGGCACCCGCUUCAAGUUCUUUGUCUACUCCGCCUACUUCGAUCGGCGAGAAGGAGCGCGCCUGGUGCGAGUGGUGGGUGCCACCAAGACGAGGGGACCGGAGCGGGUCUGGUGCCGGUUCUGGUACGGACCGAGUGCUGCCAAUGCCUCGGAUGGGGGCUCCUCCUCCUCGACACGUGCCAAGUACUCCUCGGCCACUGUGAUGGCCCGCGUCAAGAUCAUUCGCGAGAACUGGAAUCUGAAGUACAGCGCCUGUUUUAUCCUGUGUCCGGUGCGAACUCCUCCCCUGGCCGUUCCCCAUUUUGUGAGCGUGGUGUCCCGCUUGCGGGCUCCUCCGGGUAAUCUACUGAUCUUGCGAAACACCGAUCAGGAUGCGGAUUUUUCGCCGAGUACGGCGCGCAAUGCGAGUGCCAGGAAAGGAUUGCCCGUGGGUCGGCCUCCGCCGAGUGGCGAUAACAUACCCGAUCGUAUAGCCGUCUGCGUGAAACCCUUACAUUUUAACUACGAUCAAGCGCUAUAUCUGAUGGAAUACCUGGAGUUCUACGCCCUGCUGGGUGUCUCCCACUUCACCUUCUACAACCACACCUUGGGACCGCACGCCUCCUGCGUCCUGCAGAGCUAUCAGCAGGGCCUGGUGCCUGGAAAUCUUACCGCCCAUGAUCUGGAACCGCUGCUGCCAGCGGAUGCGGCCAAUAAUGCCACGCCCCGCGUUCUUAGGACGCAGUACGAACGACCCACGGUCAGCAUCCUGCCGUGGAACCUGCGCAUGCGCAGCCAGAAGGAGAUCCGCACCGAAGGACUCUUCGCGGCCCUAAACGACUGCCUCUACCGCACCAUGUAUCGCUACAAGUAUCUGGCCCUGGUCGAUCUGGACGAGUUCAUUGUCCCCCGCUACUCGGACACGCUUAACGAACUCAUUAGAUCUCUGAACCAGCGCUUUCGCAAUCGCAACACUGGAGCCUAUUCCUUCCAGAACGCUUUUUACUAUCUGCAGUUUGCCGAUGAUAGUCUGGCCAGUUCGGGAAUAGAGGGUGGCAAUGACCAGUUGGCCAGUGUGCGGGCUUCUCUGGUCACCCAACGAAAGACCCGCAGGCGCUAUAAGCUGCAUCCGCAAAAGCAGCGAUCCAAGUACAUCUGCAAACCAGAGGCAGUUGUCGAGGCGGGCAAUCACUUUGUGUGGGAAUUCGCUCCGGGAAAAGGAUCCCUCAACGUUCCGCCGAAGGAGGCCAUUUUGCAACACUAUCGGGUUUGUGAGUUCGGUGGCAACGACUGCAUCAAGGCGCCCUCAAUAGUGGAUCGUACGACCACGAAGUAUGUAAAUCGCCUAGUCCAGCGGGUGGAUGCUGUCUACCGUCAUCUGCGCCAGCGUUGCGAUCUUCCUGCCUUGCCCCCGCUGCCCAAGACCAUGGAGAAGCCCAAGGAAAUGGCCAAAGAGAAGCCCAAGGAAGAUGCCAAGGAGAAGCCCAAGUUGCUGCAGAAGAUGCGAGAAUCGAAAGCGAAGGACCCUCGAUCCCUGGGUGUCACAACGAAGGAGAGCUUAAUCAAAGGAAUGGCUGUCACAGCUGCCCCAACAACCAAAACAACAACGACGACGAAGGCAACAACGAAAAAAGUGACAACGAAGAAACAGCAGCUGCAGAAAUCCCUCCCGGUCACCACGCCCAUGAUCACUACCGCAAGGACUUCAACAGCCCCCAAACAAUCGCAUCCUUCGGCCAAUGUCCGCAAGAAACGGAAGUUGAUCGUCUUCGAGAUCAAUGAUUUCGGGAUCCCCGUGGCCCGGGUGGAAUACCAAUGAGAUAGGGACUUGGCUGGCAACAUUUAGAUGGGGCUUUUGGUUCGUUUCUGUGCCAAUUAGUUUGAGAUUAUAUUUUGGUUGUGCUCCGCUGCGGUUAAUCAGAAUGCUCAACAAUCGAACUGACCCUUACGAUUUAAGUACACUUAUUUGCUCACCCUAGAAGUAAAACGCCGCACGCAUUUGAGUAAGCCCAAAGCAAUACCACAAGAUUUUAGCAAUACGAUCUCGAAGCAACGACAUCAGCAAAUACGAAUACAGUAUAGACAACAUAUUUGUUUACACGUUAUUACAUCUAAAGUCCUUUGAAUACUUUUUGAGUCCUAAAGAAUAUUUUCCAGUUAUCUAAAUUUUGAACUUAUCAAACAAAAAAUUAUUUUGAAAUAUUUUUGAUUCCAACCAGGAGCAGGUUAUAAAAACGUGAGACUUACAAAAGGUCGCUUUUUGUUUCCGAAAUGCACAAAAAAUACUCAGACAAUGCUAGAUAGAAGCAACUAAUAAAAUUAUAAUCACUAAUGACA
Messenger RNA from Drosophila suzukii, 3481 nucleotides. The record is from RefSeq and is a predicted model, not a curated record. Lineage: Eukaryota; Metazoa; Arthropoda; Insecta; Diptera; Drosophilidae.